UAGAAAAACCACCGGUAGUGAAAUAUCGCUCAUUACUAGUUGGGUGUAAAUUUCACCACAGCUGAUUUAAUGUUGGUUUUUUGGCAGACUUUUUAACUUCAUUACAAAAAGAUGGUUUCAGUUUUAAAAAUAUUAAAUGUUGCAAAAAAUUUUAAAACUAUUAUUAAUAGCGCCGCCAGCACAUCCAUUUCAAAUGUAUUAUUAACCAGAAUACUAUACAAACAACAAAAUGUGAAAUCUGCUGUUUUGGGGGCAGUGACGGCGCGGUCAUUUCAUUCAACAAGCCAAUGUCGAGGUUUAAUGGAAUUCUUCGAUGACCCUAAAAACUGGCCAGAAAAUGAGGUAAAAGUUGGUCGUGCUUGGAAACUGGAAGAGUUACGUAUCAAAUCAAAUAAAGAAUUGCAUCAAUUGUGGUAUAUUCUUCUCAAAGAGCGGAACAUGCUGCUUACAAUGGAGCAUGAAUGCAAUGACAAAAUGGAAUUAUUUCCUAGUCCAGAACGUUUAGAUAAGGUAAAAAUAUCAAUGGAAAAUCUAGAAUCAGUCGUCCGUGAAAGAAAUAAGGCCUACCAUCUACUUGAAACAGGCGAAACCGGUGAGCGCCCAAGUCGCGUAGUAUCCAAUCAACUAGGUAUUCGCUACUUAUACAGAUCCUGUGAACACGUAUUGCCCCCUUAUAUGAACGUCAAAUGGAUAAAAUCGCGAAAUAUUGGUUUCGGUGGACGAGCGGUGCGCAAAUUCUUGUUAUUGUACCGUGAGAAACUCUACAAUAUAAAACGCAAAGCCAAGAAUCGUUCCCGCAACGAAGUCAUGAUGAUGUUACGACGUAACCCGAACAUAGAUGUCCAUAUGUUGCGGCGUAAGUAUCCAGAUGUGGACAUUGAUAAGUUGUUGAGAGAUGAUAAAACUCGUGGACACUGUGUGCCUAAGGUCGAUGUCUGAAUAAGUUGUAACGAAAUAAUAAAAUGUUUUGUAUACAUAAGAAAAGUGUAUUUUAUCUAGUACCAACAGGAGAAAUGAGGAUUGCGUUCCCAUAUGAGUCAGGUAUAUAUAUGUCCAUCAUCGCAACGGAACGUCCCAGAUUUAUAUCUGGCCAUGGGCUGUCCCUCUAGCUGGAUUCUUUCAAACUCUGGGAAGCCCUCACACCGCUACAACUAAUCGUCAUCAUUGAACGUAAUUUUUUUACCCUGAAAAGUGGCUAUGGCAGGCUUUAGCUUCUGUUUCGCUAUCCAUGAAGGAUGUAGUGUAUCUGUUGUAUUCAACCUUUUAGCAUUUUUCGCUGGUGCAGCAACUUUAUAAGGUUCCUGUGUCUUGAUUUCUUCGUGGACUUCAUCUCCGAAAACUAUUUUCUUUCCUUUAAAAUCGGUGAUUACUGGUUUAAAUUUUUGUUUUGCCGCCCAGGAAGGGUGUAAGUCCUUGUCAUUUUCCGUGGACUUGGUACUUUUAUUUAGUGCGAAGUUAUUUUUCGGCCCGACUUCUUCAUCCCUUCUUUCUUCAAGGUCACUGUUAUCGACAUCGUCGAACUUUAUCUUCUUGCCCUGAAAACUACCUAUCACUGG
This is a messenger RNA of Rhagoletis pomonella (apple maggot), 1556 nucleotides long. RefSeq names its product 39S ribosomal protein L47, mitochondrial (gene mRpL47). Lineage: Eukaryota; Metazoa; Arthropoda; Insecta; Diptera; Tephritidae. Gene Ontology annotation, cellular component: mitochondrial ribosome; mitochondrial large ribosomal subunit. Gene Ontology annotation, molecular function: structural constituent of ribosome. Gene Ontology annotation, biological process: mitochondrial translation. The record is from RefSeq and is a predicted model, not a curated record.